This is a messenger RNA of Sugiyamaella lignohabitans, 810 nucleotides long. RefSeq lists its product as uncharacterized. The transcript has a single exon. The coding region runs from base 1 to 810 and encodes 269 amino acids. The record is from RefSeq and is a predicted model, not a curated record. NCBI's taxonomy places the organism in Eukaryota, Fungi, Ascomycota, Dipodascomycetes, Dipodascales, Trichomonascaceae.
AUGUCCAACUACCUACAAUUCACCAAGACACUUCAUAUUACGAAACCCACAUUAUACGGCGAAUGGCACAAUGGUCCAGCUCUUUUAGAAUUGAUAGAUAAAUUCUGUGAUAAUUUACGCAUACUGGAUUUCACAAUGGCCGGGUCUUCCAGUUGGUGUGCAUAUCUCCCCAAAAUUCCCCAGGUUACAUGUGUGCGGGGUCGCUCGAAAGAUAUAUCUGAAACUGCUGCAGCCAGUUUUGCAGAGUUCAGGAUAGAUGAUCUAUCUAACAGCUUUACAAAUCUGCAGGAAGUUUCACUAUCAGGGUUGCAAGUAUGUUUUAAUCGUAAAGCCGAUACUGAUCCAUUACCACUUCCGAAACUGACUACACUGUCCCUCAACGAUUGUAGCUGGGAAUAUCCAAGUCAAAUCGAUGAUCUAGGUUCUGUAACAGAUCUUAGAGUUGUCUACUCUACUCAUCAUUUUACCCACUCGGAGCGAUUAAGAACUUUUGCACUGUCGCCUCCCAAGACCCUAAAAUCACUUGUCAUAGAUAUCAAAAGUGCAUAUUCAGAUGAUAAUCCUACUGAUGUAGCCUGGCAGCCUUUAUUAAAGCAUCAAUGUAAAGGACUAGUAUCAUUAGAAGUGCGUGGAUUCAACUUUCCGGGCGAAGAGUUUUUUCUUGCUCUACCUGCUGCGUUGACCAAACUCAAGAUAUCAUGUCGUUCUGGAAAGCAGCUCUCUACAAGCUCGUGGUUGAUUCUUAAACAGCACAAGCGUCGCAAUCAAUCUUUCAGCAUGUUGUUAAACAACGAAUUAGUGAGACUAUGA